AUCUCCAUUUUAGCUGGAGGGAGAACGAGAGAGGGAGAGAGAUUCAGUCUGUGCCAAUUUACUCUUCAGCUCCAGUGACAGAGAGAGGAGAGCUAGGGGAAGUGAUAUUUCAGGAAUCUUAAGAGAUCCGCAAACGUGCAACUGAGAGGGAGACGAAGACAAAAAACAAAAACAUCCCGGCACGUUUACAACAGAAAGAGCCAGCAUAUGAAGAAAGGAAGAGAGAGAUGUAGUCUGUGCUUCAGUCGCGUGAGCCACCACGCUGGGAGCCAUGAGUCCUCCACCUGUGGCCAGGAUGUGAAAUCGAUGGUGUGACAACAAAGGCCGUCAUCGAGCUACAGCCACUGUGCAGUACCCGUUCUACCACUGCAAUCACAGUUGCACAGAAAAAUACUCUUUGUAGAACAGCGUACUUUCCCACAAAAAGAACAUACACAUUUUUCAGUUGUGUCUGACGCUACUGCAGAAUGCUGUUAACAAUAUAAUCACUCUUUAAUCGUUAAAGAUUUUAUGAAUGAUGACAAUGAACCGUCUGGCCUACCUUUAACAGCUUGCACACACACCUUAAAACUGUUAAUAACACUCAUUUCCUGUCCAAAUGAUUAAUUUCACAUCCUCAUAACAAGCUCACCUUGUCUGAAUCAGUUCCUGUGACCUACGAGGAUUAUGAGGCCGACUUUAGUGUUCCUACAGUUGCAGUGUCUCCUGUGUGUGUUCGCUGGUGUAUUGGUGCCCGGCAUCAUGGGCUCGCUACCUCACGCACUGCCAUGGCACGUCUCUUGCCCGGCACGGUGUGUGUGUCAGAUCAAGCCGUGGUUCUCCCUUGAUUCUGUCUACCAUGAAGCUCCAACUGUGGAUUGCAAUGACCUGCUCUUGACCAAGCUGCCCUUACCCAUACCACCAAACACACACACCCUGCGCCUGCAAAGCAACCUUCUGUCUGAGCUCAACACCGUGGCGUUGCAAGGGCUUGCAAACCUCACCGACCUUGACCUUUCCCAGAAUCGCUUCAGUCAUGUUAGGACGAUAACUCAGAGCUCCCCUCUGCCCUCUGUGUUGUCUCUGCACCUGGAGGAAAACCAUCUCAGUCACCUCCCUGAGGCCUCCUUCUCCUCACUUCCAGCUUUGCAGGAACUCUUUCUCAGCCACAACAACUUACACUCGAUAGCACCUGGAGCCUUCACCGGUCUGGAUUCGCUACUGCGUCUGCAUAUCAACAACAACAGACUCACCACUGUUGAUCCUCGGUGGUUCAGGGCUUUGCCGCGCUUGGAAGUUCUGAUGCUUGGGGGAAACCCAGUUGAGGCCCUGCCUGAGCGAGGCUUUCUGGCCCUGAAAUCCCUCCGGAGUCUUGUCCUUGGCGGUAUGGGUCUGAGAGGGUUGGCUGAGAAAGCACUGGAAGGGUUGGAGGGCCUAGAGAGCCUCUCCUUCUACGACAACCGGCUGACAAAGGUUCCAACUCAGGCCCUGAUGAGAGUCCCAGGACUGAAGUUCCUCGACCUCAACAAGAACCACAUCAAAAUUAUAGAGACCGGAGACUUCCAAGACAUGGUCCACCUGAAGGAGCUCGGUCUGAACAACAUGGAGGAACUGGUGUCCAUUGAGAGGGCCGCCCUAGAGAACCUUCCAGAGCUCACAAAGCUCGAAAUCACCAACAAUCCUCGACUCUCCUACAUUCAUCCUCAAGCUUUCCUCCAGCUGAGCAGGCUGGAAACUCUCAUGCUCAACUCCAACUCUCUGAGCGCACUGCACCAGCACAUCAUGCUCUCCCUGCCGAGUCUUCAGGAGGUCAGUUUGCACUCCAACCCGCUGCGAUGCGACUGCCUGUUUCAUUGGGCUGCCUCUCACCCUCACACUGAAGACACACAAACAGAAACACCCCGGAUGGUGCGUUUCAUCCAACCACAGGCCACGCUGUGCUCUGAACCUCCAGAGCUGAGAGCUCGCAGGGUGAGGGAGGUAUCCUCCAGGGAGAUGUCGGCCUCAUGCCUCCCCCUGAUCCCUACCAACUCCCUCCCGUCCUACGUUGGGGUAAGAGAAGGUGGAAAACUGGUCUUGCAUUGCCGAGCUCUUGCGGAUCCACAGCCUAAAUUGUACUGGGUGACUCCAUCUGGGCUGAAACUUGGUCCUGCACCAAGCCAUGCAUCCAAAGGUUUACCAGCUCCUGUUCCCUGCCACAGCCCGACAACCUCUGAGGGAUUCAACCUCACAUCUGCCUCCAGUGUCUCUCCCAGCCAGCCUCAAGAUGAUGCUCCCUGUAACCCCUCCAAACACUACCGGCUACUGCCUGAGGGAACUCUGGAAUUGAACAAGGUCACCCCCAGCGAGGCGGGAUUGUAUACCUGUGUAGCGGAGAAUGCACUGGGGGCAGAUACCCGCAGCGUUACAGUGGGUGUGCACGGCAGAGAAAAGAAAAGAAGGAGGGAGAUGGCUGCUAAUUUGAAGGGCUAUUUCAGAGCAGAUGCACGACUGGAGGUGAGGGAGGUCGGACGACACUACGCUAUCCUGACCUGGCAGAGCGGGCGCAACCUGCCUUCAACUCGUCUGUCCUGGCAAGCCAUAUACUCAAAUGCACACACGCCAACAUACACCACACGCAUCCUGGCUGGCACACAGAGCUUCAACCUUACCCACCUGCAGGCAGAGACAUUUUACAGAGUGUGUCUACAUUUAGGGAUCAGUGAGGGUGCCAAGCAUGCCAGCAGGAGAUCAAGAGAGAGCAGGAAGCCUCAGUGUGUUUCAUUCAGGACGAAGGAUGUCCUGGAGCCUCAGCCCAGCCUGCAGCUCAGCCCAGAGCUGACCUCCACAGCAGUGACACUGCUGCUCCUCGCACUCAUACUGCUACUGCUGGCAGGCCAGGGCUGGGACAACGAGCCUGGAGAGGGGGCAGGGAAGCACCACAUCCUGCAGGAAGUCAAAAGUCCUAAAGCUCUGAUCGUCAAUCAAAAGACAGAAGGGAGCAACACACAUUAGCCAAAGCAGAGUGAGGAACUGCUGUUACACCAGGACCGCUGAGAUAAUUAUGUUUGUGCACAUUUAAAUCCAGACAAAAAAUACUGACACACACACACACACACACACACACACACGUCAGAUAUACACUUUGUGAAUCACAGUUCAGAGAGGAGUGAUAGAUCAGAGCAGUGGUGUAGAAAGAGAUUUGUAUUUAUUUUAUAUACCGUAUAAAGUAUAUAUUGACAUUGUUUCUGUGUUAAGAUGUAUUGUAAAAAAUGCCUAAACCCUAAGCAGGGAAAUACAAGUGGACAAUCAUGCUCCUGCAGCACAGCGAGUGAACACAGGAGAAACAAAUGAGUCUGAGCGGCUGAUGACCACUGGACUGAAACUAAAGACAACCUGAUUCAAUCCAAGGACAGAUAUUUGCAGAGCGGCUCAGACCUCCAGGGUAUUUGUCAUGUUUUCUGUCUACAUGUUCCACAGACUGAACCUUUCUUUCUCCAAGCAGACAAAGCUCUGUCUUGAGACUGACACUGAAUGAAAUUUCUGCAUUGAUGUAAACAACCCUUUUGCUUAGCUUUCAGUACCUUGGACUGGGUUGUCCAUCUUGCAGUACAUAUACAGUAUUCAUCCUGAUUACCCCGCCUAAUGUCCAAAAUCCUCU
This is a messenger RNA of Plectropomus leopardus (leopard coralgrouper), 3619 nucleotides long. RefSeq names its product leucine rich repeat neuronal 2 (gene lrrn2). The record is from RefSeq and is a predicted model, not a curated record. NCBI's taxonomy places the organism in Eukaryota, Metazoa, Chordata, Actinopteri, Perciformes, Serranidae. Gene Ontology annotation, molecular function: protein binding. Gene Ontology annotation, cellular component: plasma membrane.